This is a messenger RNA of Asparagus officinalis (garden asparagus), 618 nucleotides long. RefSeq lists its product as uncharacterized. Gene Ontology annotation, biological process: telomere maintenance; DNA repair. NCBI's taxonomy places the organism in Eukaryota, Viridiplantae, Streptophyta, Magnoliopsida, Asparagales, Asparagaceae. The transcript has 2 exons. The record is from RefSeq and is a predicted model, not a curated record. Gene Ontology annotation, molecular function: DNA helicase activity. Bases 1 to 618 code for a protein of 205 amino acids.
AUGAUAGCAUUAGCAACAACGACAUCAGGAGUGGCUGCAGCAAUAAUGCCAGGAGGGCGAACUGCACAUUCGCGAUUCAAAAUUCCAAUUACUGCUAAUGAGACCACAAUGUGCAAUAUAUCAAAGCAGGAUGGAACAUCAAAAUUGAUACGAUUGGCAUCACUUAUAAUAUGGGAUGAAGCACCUAUGGCAAAAAGAUUUGCGAUUGAGACGGUUGACAGAACAUUGAGGGAUGUAAUGGGUGACAAAAGAAUUUUUGGUGGAAAAGUAGUCGUGUUUGGAGGUGAUUUUCGUCAAGUUCUACCAGUUGUUCCACGGGGCACUAGAGCAGAAACAAUCAAUGCAAGUCUUGUGAAAUCAUAUCUCUGGGAAAAAAUAGAGAAAUUAUCUCUCACUAUUAAUAUGAGGGCAAAGACUGAUCAAGUAUUUGGAGAGUUCUUAUUGCGCGUGGGGAAUGGAGAGGAACCCACAAUAGAUGAGAAUUUGAUACUUCUUCCACAUGAAAUGGCAUCAAAAAAUGCUCAUAGAUAUCCAAAUACUGCUCAAGAUAAAGAGAAAAUGAUGAAUGUCAUCAUCUUAGUCAGAGGGGGAUCAUCCAAGGGAAGCGAAACAACAUAG